Messenger RNA from Trichechus manatus latirostris (Florida manatee), 1100 nucleotides. RefSeq names its product atypical chemokine receptor 1 (Duffy blood group) (gene ACKR1). Gene Ontology annotation, cellular component: membrane. Gene Ontology annotation, biological process: regulation of chemokine production; inflammatory response; chemokine-mediated signaling pathway. The record is from RefSeq and is a predicted model, not a curated record. Gene Ontology annotation, molecular function: C-C chemokine binding. NCBI's taxonomy places the organism in Eukaryota, Metazoa, Chordata, Mammalia, Sirenia, Trichechidae.
GCAGCCCUCCCCCUCCGUCAGUAAUAACUGGACUAAGCUGAACCUUGAAAACUACUCUUGGGAAGAGUGGGAUAUGCCUUAUGAACCACUGGACUACAACGACCCCAGCAUUGAAGCCGCUGCCCCCUGCCACUCCUGUAACCUGCUCGACGACUCCUCACUGCCCUUCUUCAUCGUGGCCAGCGUCCUGGGGACCCUAGCUAGCGGGACUGUCCUCCUGGCACUUCUCAAACCCCUCUUCCACUGGGAACUCUGCCGUGGCCGGCCUAUCUUGAUACAGUUGCCUGUGGGCAGUGCUGCCUUCAGUGUAGUGGUGCCCAUCCUGGCACCGGGGCUCAGCAGCUCCCACAGUACCACCCUGUGCUGCCUGGGCCACUGGGUCUGGUAUAGCGCAGCCUUUGCAGGCUCUGCUGAUAGGGUGCCGGGCCUGCCUGGGCCCCAAGCUGGAUGUUUCCAGGUCUCACGCCUCACCUUGGGGCUCACGGUGGGCGUUUGGGGAAUGGCUGCCCUGUUGGCACUGCCAAUCACUCUGGCCAGUGACACUUCCCAAGGACUCUGCACACUGACAUCCAGCAGGGGGCUGGGAACUUUGCAGUACAUGCAUGCUGCCGUCUGUUUUGCUGUCUUCUUCUUGUUGCCACUGGGUUUGGUGGGAGCCAAGGGGCUGAAAAAGACAUUGGACAGGGGUCCAGGACCCUGGGUUGAUAUCCUAUGGGUAUGGUUCACUUUUUGGUGGCUUCAUGGGGUGGUUCUGGGAUUGGACUCCCUGGUGAGGUCUGGUGUCUUGCCCUUGCAAACAUGUUUAGCCCAGCAGAUCCUGGACCUGGUACUGCAACUGGCAGAAGCCCUGGCCAUCUUUCACUGUGUGGCUAUGCCCCUGCUCCUGGCCUUGUUCUGCCACCGGACCUCCCACACUUCCUUUUCCUCCCUGCCCCUCCAUGCAAGACAGUCUUCUCAUGUGGACACCCUUGGAGGCAAAUCCUAGCUCUCACUCCUCCCGUCAACCUGAAUUAAAGUGUAUGUUGCUUUUAUGAAGUGGAUGGUUUCUUAUUUUGUCGGGGAUGAAGAAGAGGGGAAGGAGAAUGGGGAAAGAGACAGUU